UCUAACAUUCUCUUAUAAAUUUCAUACUAUGCGACGCUUCUUGGCCCUUUUCUUCGAAAGCUCACGCCCCAUUUCCUCCGCCUCCGCUUCUGCCUGUGCCUCUGCCUCCGCCUCCGCCUCCGCCUCCGCCUCUGCCUCUGCCUCUGCCUCUGCCUCUGCCUCUCUUACAUUUUCCAAAACUAUCACCACCAACUCAGCCUCUGCCUCUGCCUCUCUUACAUUUUCCAAAACUAUCACCACCAACUCAGCCUCUUCUGGUGCCAUGGCCGGGCUGGAGCCCCUACGCACGCGCGUCUGCAUAGUAGGGUGCGGCCCGGCGGCCCACACGGCGGCGAUAUACUCUGCCCGAGCCGAGCUCAAGCCCCUCCUCUUCGAGGGGUGGAUGGCCAACGGAAUCGCCCCUGGCGGCCAGCUCACCACCACCUCAGAAGUCGAGAACUUCCCCGGUUUCCCAGAGGGCAUCUCGGGCCUCGACUUGACUGACAAAUUUAGGGCUCAGAGCGUUCGGUUCGGAACGACUAUAUUCACCGAGACGAUCGAGAAGAUGGACCUCGAGACCCACCCCUUCCGGCUCUACUCGGAGUCCAAGGUGGUCGAGGCUGAUUCGGUGAUUAUUGCCACCGGAGCAGUGGCAAAGAGGCUGGAUUUCCCUGGUUCGGGUGAGAAUGGUGGGUUUUGGAAUCGGGGGAUAUCCGCGUGUGCGGUUUGCGAUGGGGCGGCUCCGAUAUUCCGGAACAAACCGUUGGUGGUCAUCGGUGGUGGGGAUUCGGCAAUGGAGGAAGCCACAUUUUUGACCAAGUAUGGAUCUACAGUUUAUAUCAUCCAUAGGAGGGAUGAAUUUAGGGCCUCUAAGAUUAUGCAGGCUAGGGCAUUGGGGAACCCUAAAAUUGAGGUGAUUUGGAAUUCAGAGGUUGUUGAGGCAUAUGGUGAAGAAAACAAAGGGGUUCUAGGGGGCGUCAAGGUGAAAAAUAUGAAGAGUGGAGAAGUUAAGGAUUUGAAGGUCUCGGGGCUGUUUUUUGCAAUAGGGCACGUGCCUGCGACUGCAUUUUUGAGGGGUCAAUUGGAGAUGGAUGGCGAGGGGUACGUAUUGACAAAGCCGGGGACGACACAGACAAGCAUAAGAGGAGUGUUUGCGGCUGGGGAUGUGCAAGAUAAGAAGUAUAGACAGGCAAUUACUGCUGCAGGGACUGGGUGCAUGGCAGCCCUGGAAGCUGAACACUACUUGCAAGAGAUAGGAGAGCUGGAGGGGAAGUAUGAUUGACUAUCUCCAGAUUCAAGAGAAGAACUAGAGAAUGGUCCAUUAAUGAAACCAAAAGCUAGGUUGUGAAAGAAAAUUAAGGAAAAUGUUAUGAGAAUCACAUCCUACCUACUGAAGUCUAAAAUUAUAUGGAAAUUUUCAUGUUGGUUAUGAUAUUUGGUUUCACCAUAUCUUAUUGAAUGUUGAUCGAUUGUUGAAGAAAUAGUGUUUAGAGAAUGAUUUAUAUGGAUUUAAGAGUUCAUUUGAGCUGAGAUAAUUUGGGAA
Molecule: messenger RNA, 1522 nt
Organism: Amborella trichopoda
Lineage: Eukaryota; Viridiplantae; Streptophyta; Magnoliopsida; Amborellales; Amborellaceae
Product: thioredoxin reductase 2
Biological process (GO): removal of superoxide radicals
Cellular component (GO): cytoplasm
Molecular function (GO): thioredoxin-disulfide reductase (NADPH) activity
Source: RefSeq, a predicted model, not a curated record